CAUAAUACUUGUUAUAUUUUUUAAGAGUAGGAUUUUCAAUUACUAUUUAAACGUAUUUUGACAAUUAUGAAACAGUCAAAUUCCUAAAUAACAAAAAAUGGAAAAUCCGUUAAGGCAAAUCAAAUUUGUAAAGAUCAGGUGUCACCAACUUGAGAGCGAGAUGCGUAACCAUUGCAGUAAAUCCCCAAACUUUAUCUUUUCCAGGACAAUUAUAAACAGGAAGAGCUAUACUUCUUUCUUUCCAUAUUGUAUAUCUGGCGUGUCUACUUAAUUCGCUUAAGGUUACUGUAAACACCUUAGCAACUUCUCCAGUAUUUACAGAUAAACUAUCUAAAUUCAGAGGAUUUUUUAAAACACCCAAAACAGGAUGAAUGGCCAUUCCAUGUCGAGCAGGUAAUCUAAACAUUGUACCCCAGACAUCAACAUCACUUUCAUUAAUUCCUACUUCUUCUUUAGCCUCCCUAAGGGCAGUUUUAAUUGGAUCUUUGUUGUCCGAGUCAUCAACCUUUCCCCCAGGAAAACUAACUUGUCCUUUAUGGGUAGGUAAAUGAUGAGUACGAACGGUGAAGAGGAGAGAUAAUUCAUCAUUCACGAUACAUAAUGGAACUAAAACUGCUGAAUUUUUAUAAGAUUUGCUUAAAUUUGGUUUUGAAAGAAGUAAUUCCUGACAUCUUUUCUUAUUAGUCUCAUUAAUAAGUGAAUAAUAUGAGGUUUUCGAUAAAAAUCUUCUCAGCUGCAUUUAUUUAUUCUCUGACAGGUCAAUUCGAAAUAAAAUUCACUCUACUUCUCUCCACAGGGUCAUUCGUUUAUGAAAACUGGUUUGAAAUAUUUCGGCUGAGUCAUGUCAAAAGCUGGUCUGCUACAAUGUAUGACCAUGAAGAAUUGGAUGAUAUGUUUGUCGAAAAGCUCAAAAAAGAGGAUAGAGACAUCUGUAAAAGUCAUAUUACAGAAACAAGUUAUGCUGGGGAUAUUUUAAAGUUUGGUACAGCUAUAUCAAUUGCAUCAGGAGCUGAGCCGCUACCAAUCAAUGAACAAUGUAUAGAAAGUGAAAAUAAUUCUUUAGCUGAGUACGACGAUAUCAAAGACGAUGAAGUUAAAAGCAAGAGUUCUUCUGAUUUAAUCUAUACUGGUUAUUCAGCAAAAUCUGGUUUUAAAACAGAAUCAAAACAUACUAUUGAUGAUGCAAAGAAAUUUUCGGGGAUUUUUUUCAAUAAAAAACCUGGAAAAGACGAGGGAGUUAUUGUACAUGUGAUUAGCAUUGACUUUCCGAAUGAGACACGAAAGUCUUGUAUUGAAGAAGAAUUGACUGAAUCAUUUGAGGCAACGAAGCGAACGAAGAAAUCGUUGUUUAUCCUCUGCAAUUUGAAACAAGAAGAUUACUUCAAAGCAAUAUCACUAUUUAAAGACUGUCGGUAUAUUAUUAUGUUCUUCUCAACUCAUGGCGCAAAGGAUUAUAUAAAAUUCGUUGAUGGUCAAGUGGUACAAUUAGAGAGGUUUAUAAAAGACAUAGAAAGUACACUUGAAAACGCAGAUAUACUAAAUUAUUUCUUCUGCUGUCAACAUAUUGCCGGGAAAAGUUUUAGCUACAAAAAAUCGUACAGUGAAACAAUGAAGCGUGACGAAAAGUAUCCGUUUUGUGUAUUUGUAUCAAAUGUUGGCAGUAAGGUAUACCGCCACAGAAUAUCCAAAGUGAAUGUUUAUGUGGUGAAAGGAUUUUUACAGCUGGCUGAAGAUUUGCCAGCAUGGUCGGAAGUUAAGAAGAGCGAUAUAGAAGCUUUGAAAACGGAGUUAAAAAUGCUGUCGGGUCCUUACAUACAGAUAUCAAAUAAAAAGAAAAUAUUACUUAAUACAGGAUCAUCCUAUAGAAUAAUCUCUGAUAAAGAUGUCUUUAUCAAGUACGAUAAGUUUACCCUGACAUUGAAGAAUAAGAGCGAUUCUGUCGUCAAGGUUAGAAAGAAACUGUUAAACAAAAACAAAAAGAGGAAAGUUUUUAACGGAGAUUCUAUAAGUAUCGAUCAGAAGAUAAUCACUGUACAUUUUCUGUUUGAGGAGAGCAUUAUCCGUUCGAUGAAAUCUGGAGACCUCGACCCGACACCACUCUUAAAUUUAAAUGAAAGAUUUCGAUAUUUUUUUCGCAACUUGUUCAAAAAGUUGAUUAAUUGAAAUAACGAUUUGAAAUUAUGAAAUAUAUUUUAAAUUAUAAACAAAAAACUUGUAUGAAA
Molecule: messenger RNA, 2222 nt
Organism: Dimorphilus gyrociliatus
Lineage: Eukaryota; Metazoa; Annelida; Polychaeta; Dinophilidae
Source: the annotation of a GenBank genome assembly